Messenger RNA from Durotheca rogersii, 316 nucleotides. RefSeq lists its product as uncharacterized. The record is from RefSeq and is a predicted model, not a curated record. Bases 33 to 281 code for a protein of 82 amino acids. The transcript has a single exon. NCBI's taxonomy places the organism in Eukaryota, Fungi, Ascomycota, Sordariomycetes, Xylariales, Xylariaceae.
AGGAAUCUGCCGAGGCACACACAGGUGCAUACAUGCGUAGGACGUACCUCCUAAUUCCUUCUCCCAUCCCGCCGGUACUACUGCUGCUACCCAAGGUGUGCUUGUACGCGCACCGAGAGGCGCGCGGCCUGCUUAUUUCGCUUCGCUGCCCGUCGCUCUCUGUUCGGCUAGGUGCCUCUCUCUCUCUCUCUCUCUCGGCUUCUUCAUCGCGGGCAGCAGACCGCUGGCUCUGCUAUAGACAUAGGACCUGUACAUUGGGUACAUGUCCACACAUACGGUAGGUACAUGUAGGUACCCUAGGGCACCUGCGCGUAAC